This is a messenger RNA of Magnusiomyces paraingens, 987 nucleotides long. RefSeq lists its product as uncharacterized. The record is from RefSeq and is a predicted model, not a curated record. Gene Ontology annotation, cellular component: mitochondrion. Lineage: Eukaryota; Fungi; Ascomycota; Dipodascomycetes; Dipodascales; Dipodascaceae. Bases 1 to 987 code for a protein of 328 amino acids. Gene Ontology annotation, biological process: mitochondrial respiratory chain complex III assembly. The transcript has a single exon.
AUGCAGCGUGCCCUUUUCCAGACUCGCCUGUCGGCCCGCCCGCUGGCUCUGAAGCGUGGCCUUUUUGGCAAAGCCACCGAGCCCUCAUUUCGCCCGGGCCCCUCGUACGUUGCACGACCGGGCAGCCUGAAGGACCAGAUUGUGCAUUCGUAUCAAGCCAAUAAGGAAACACCUGAGAACGUGCUGGAAUUCCAGGAGCAGGCAACACGUCUGCCUGCAUGGAAGAAGCUGCUGGGUCAGCGAGUGAUUUCGACUUUCCAUCUGGACAUGGAUCGUAUUCGGUCGGGUCCUAUUGCAGGAACUCUUUACUAUGAGCUGUGUAAGGAGCAGGGUUACUUCCCCAUAGAUACCAAGAGCGGCAAGAAGCCUACGGCCAAAAGUGGGGUGCCAUUGUCCAAAACUGCAAAGUUUUACUAUGGCGACCUACAACUGCCGCAGACGUUUGCCCAACAGUUUCAGAUCACAGCUCUGCACGUUUGGAUGUUGUUUGUGCGAAUGCGCGCCAUGCCCCGAACCAUUGGCAAGGAGUACCAGCAGAAGCUUGUUGAUACAAUCUUCUCCGACAUGGAGAAGCGUCUGAGCACAGAGCUGCGCAUUAGAUCAGGCUCAAUUAUCGAGCGCUACAAGAAGGACUUCAAUCUGCAGUUGCGUGGCAGUGUUAUGUCCUAUGAUGAGGGUUUUUUCCUGGACGACGCAACUCUGGCAUCUGCUCUUUGGCGUAACCUGUUUUCUGGUCGCCCUGAGAUUGAUGAGAGUUUCCUUGAGCAGCUCGUCCAUUACAUCCGCACCCAGCUCUACGUGCUCCAAAACAUCUCCGACUUUGAUUUUAGCAGAGGUCGUUUCCACUUUAUUGAUCCUUCACUUAGAUACACACCCUUGUCUGAACAAGAUGUCAAGGAUAUUCGCGAUGUUGCCGUGCAGACCAGAACUGAUGCCCAAGUGAUUCUUCCUUCCGACAAGUCAUCCUUGUCUACUGAAGGAUGGUAA